AUGAAUUCGUUUAAAGAAGUACAAUUUAUCGGGCUGUUCGUUUGGUUCCUGACAAAGAUUCACACAAAUUCUACGCAAGAAUGCUUCGACGAUGGCAAUGAAUUUUGUAUCGACGAAAACGACAUACUUUCCGUAGAUCUUUUGCCUGGAAAAAGGAUGAACGAGUAUUUAUGUCACGGUUACAUGGCUGAGGAAAUAGUGAAGGUAAUGAGAACGCCCAGGGCUAAAAGACGUCUCGAUGUGACAGAAAAAGAUGAUUUGUACAGUUUAAUGGAUAGCGACAACGUUACCGUUCACGAUAAAUUACUAGCAGACGAAGGAAGUUCAAAGUACAAAAACUGGUUGCAGCGAAGGACAACUUUGGACGAUGUUUAUCGGCAUUAUAUUCCGCAAAGGAAAAUAAAGAAAAAGCACGGAGCUCACGACGAAAAUUUCGAAGAGUUUGAUGGAGAAGUCACGGGUUAUGCGAUGCAAGCUUCUUUACCUUCCGGUAAAGUUGGUUUCUACGGGGAACAGAACGAGGAAAAUGAUCAUAUGCUUUCAUCUUCGUCCGGCCACAAUAUUUUUUAUGGUCCUGCUUACGAUCCCGGUUAUGGCCACGGCGGAGAUCAUUUCUUGCAUCACACUGAAACUUUUCCCGCUGUACACGAGGAACACUAUUAUUCCGCUCCGAUUUAUCACGAUCACGAAGAGGAAUAUCAUAAGCCUUAUUACAAAGGGAAAGGAAAUGAACUUUCGAUAAAGGACUUUUUCGAAAUUGCUCUUACAGCUCUAGCGUUUUUAGCAUUUGGAUUAUUCAUAAUACAGUUAUUGAUGAACGCUACGACUAACAUGAACACUACCGUGACUACGAUGACGACUGCGAAACGUCUUAAAAGAAAUGUCGGCGGAUUAACUUUAUCGUACGACAGCUACGAGGAAUUGAACGAAGUAUCCUACAAUGUUUUGAGAAGCAUCGAAGCUGCUCUUGUCGCCGAUAUGGAUUUUGGAAAUUGUAUCCGUAGAAUUCUUUGUGAAAAUAAUCGACACUCCACACAAACUAAAGAUGCGCGUAAAAUUUGGAUGCCUGUUUGGAGUUUAGGAAUGAGUUGGGUGUCCGGCAGGAUGUUGAAAAGAUCUCCAUGGUCGGCAAUGUUGGAUUCUGUAAAAGCUUCUAUUCUUGGAUUAGGUGGAUUCGAUUGUGCGCUCUCGUAUCCUGACUGCGAUCUCAAGAAGGAAAGGAUCAAAAGACGCAGAAGACGCAGAAAGUAAUUUCUCUGCUGUUUAUUAUCUUCCAUAUCAUCAUAUUUUAUUUAUCGCGUUGUUUCUUUGAAUCAUCAUGUUGAGAUCAAUUAUGAAAAUAAAUAUAUAUCUUCAAAAAUGACAUUCGUAAGACUCAUUGUCAAUAUUAUACUUGUUUGCACGUGUGUCUAAUAUGUGAGUUUUUUUUUUUAUGACAACUGGCAUGAUAUUACAAUUUUAAGCGAUAAUAUCAUUGUUAGUGUUACUGUCCUCUUCGAUUUGACUUGAUAAGAAAUCUCGUGGAAUUGGCAAAAGCGAAGCGUACGUUGAUCCUGAUGGAGAAACGUGAAAAACACUUUUCUUUUGUCUUCCUUUCAGUGGACGUAUAUUCGAUAACAUGGGCAUUCCUUUUUCAUCAUUUAAAUUGCGAAAUUCUGCAAUCUUAGCAAAUGUAACUAGUGUA
Molecule: messenger RNA, 1684 nt
Organism: Heterotrigona itama
Lineage: Eukaryota; Metazoa; Arthropoda; Insecta; Hymenoptera; Apidae
Source: the annotation of a GenBank genome assembly